Messenger RNA from Guillardia theta CCMP2712, 1299 nucleotides. RefSeq lists its product as hypothetical. The record is from RefSeq and is a predicted model, not a curated record. The coding region runs from base 1 to 1299 and encodes 432 amino acids. Lineage: Eukaryota; Cryptophyceae; Pyrenomonadales; Geminigeraceae. The transcript has a single exon.
AUGUGCGAACCGAACACAUGGAGCCACCAUGGACUCGGUCAAGGGAAUGGACAGGAGGAGGAGGUUGAAGGAAGCAGGAAGCAGGAAGAUAUGUAUGGAAGGAGCAACAAGGAGGAAGAAAAGGAGGAAAACUUGCAGAGCGUUGGUGAUGGUGAACAAGUGAGGAAUGGUAAGGAGGAGUAUGCAUUCAACAGGAAGCUUGAGAGGAUCCGGGGGCGAGUGACAAGGACAAGAUGGUACAGCACGAGGAUGUUCUUCUUUGACAUAAAAAACGCCGAAGAUUCUGGGAGCGUUGUGCCUUUUGUGUUGAGGAGAGGCGGGGAGCAUUCCUCGGGCGUCCUAACUGCUGCUUCGGUUGUGGUGCAUGGCAAACAGGUUCAGUUGUGCGACGAGGUGGAGGUAGUCUACUUCUGCGAUAGUCUCGAUGCCACCAAGGGAGAAAGGACGAAGGAAGUGUAUAGAGUGCAGACGAUCGAGAAGGCAAGUGCAGACUCGUGUACAGGUACAGAGAUCGAGUUCACUAAGCCCCCACCUGCGGAGGGAGCGAUAGUAAGUUUGACUGCACUCAAUCGGCUGCCUAGGGGCGAGAUCUGCAAGUUCUGGGUCAACAGUGCGAGCUGCCCACUUAGAAACUGCACGCUCAAGCAUGUGAUGGGGGAGGAGCGAGUCUUGGCGAAGAAGGCAUGGCAGGAGGAACGUGCAGCGCAGAAGCUACAGAAGGCCAUGGGGGUGGCUGAAAGGGUUGGAGAUCACUUGGCUGCGACAGAGAAAGUUCCCAAGAGGCUAAGAGCUGAGGUUUUCUGCCGUUGGUUGAUCGAAACUUUCGGCAAGGAAGUGCUGACCGCUGGUUCUGGAGUCCUCGACGUAGCAGGUGGCAAGGGAGAAAUUUCGCAGAGGUUGGCGGAAGCCAACAUAAGCUCGACUGUCAUUGACCCACGGGACUGUAGAAAAGGAAGGGAUAGAGGAGUCAAGCACAUCCUUCAUAAUUUCGACAGCUCUAUGUGGAAUGAUGCAAGUUUUGAGCCCCUUCUAAGCAAAUGCUCUUGCGUUGUUGGAAUGCAUCCAGAUCAAGCUACAGAACCGAUUGUCGACUUUGCUAUUGCCAUGAACAAGCCUUUUGCAGUCAUUCCAUGCUGUGUCUUUCCAAAGCAAUCAGUUUUCAGAACAAACCAGCAGAACGAUCAAGACUUGGUAGUGACUUAUGAAGAUUUCGUUUCGUAUCUGCAGUCUAAGCAUCCCGAUCUACGACGGCAUUGUCUAGAGUUCAAAGGAAGAAACGUUGUGAUAUACAGGACAUGA